Prosopis cineraria is the source of this 2411-nucleotide messenger RNA. RefSeq names its product pentatricopeptide repeat-containing protein At2g01860. The transcript has 2 exons. Bases 725 to 2224 code for a protein of 499 amino acids. Gene Ontology annotation, molecular function: protein binding. Lineage: Eukaryota; Viridiplantae; Streptophyta; Magnoliopsida; Fabales; Fabaceae. The record is from RefSeq and is a predicted model, not a curated record.
UUGAAUAUCUUGUCCCAAAAAAAAAAAAAAACAAAAACAAAAACAAAGAAAGAAAGAAAGAAAGAAAGAAAGAAAAAGUUGAGUAUCAGAUUUUGGGUCAGCGAGAUUUUCAUUUUGGCGCACGUGCUGGUUCUUGAGGAGCUUCUUCCUCAACAAGUUGCGGCGUUUGGUGGGUCGGCCCUAGUGCGUUCGAGUUCGGAAAUUUCUGCUGUUAAUUGGAGCUGGUUACUAUAUGCUUAGGUGAAAAUUUUCCGUUCAAAUCUUUGAUUCCAGAUAGAAUUGGGAGGUUAUUUUGGGUUGAAUUGAAACGUUAAGAAUCCUUAUCGAAGAACCUACGGAAGCUAAAACGAGAAAAUUGUCAAAGCUAUAGAACUAUGGUAUAAGCUUUUGCUCAAGUGUGAAUUGAACUGUGUGAGAUGAAGCGAUAGGCGAAAGUGGUUUUGCAGAAACGUCAGUCGAAGGUCUAAAAAAUUUGUCAUCACAGAAACCUAUUCUAGGCUUCUCAUCGGCCACCUUCUCUCUGGAUCUGGAAGCCAAGAAGACCGUUUCAAUUCCUUCUUCGCCGCCGACUCGGCUUGUGGCAGCCUCUCGUGGUCGGAGGAGAUUUUUCUGAGGGUGAAGGCCUUGCUUAGAAGACCCAAACUCACCUUGCGGUCCUUGCGCGCGCCCAUCACUGAAAUAGCAGUCGCCGGGCUCACACCUUUUUAUUCUUCAGUUUCGGGUAAUGGAUUGCAUAGUGCCGUUGCAUUCUGGGCUUAUUUAUCCGAAGAAUAGAACUUUGCGCGGAUAUCAUGCAUUUAUUUCAAUGGUCCAUUCGAAUGGCAAGAGAAGACUUCCUAAGAACAUUCCUUGUCCCCGACGCCCCAAGCAACCACCAGAAUUUGGUGUUAACUUAUUCCUGAAGAAGAGUAGCACCAUCUCAGAACCUGUUCAGGAGGAUUUGAGCUUCAAUAAAGGAUUAAAUAUGGCUAAUGAAGAAGAAGAAGAAGAAGAAGAUACUUGCGUUGUUUGGGAAGCAGAUGAGAUUGAAGCCAUUUCAUCGCUUUUUGAGGGUAGAAUACCUCAAAAAGCUGGAAAGCUGAAUAGAGAAAGGCCUCUUCCUCUCCCACUUCCCCACAAAGUUCGACCUUUGGGACUGCCUACACCUAAAACAAAGGUCAGAUUGACAGAUCCAGCUGCAGUUUCUCAUCGUGCAUCCACAGCUAAGAAGUGGUACAAAGACCCUGGUUUCUUAGUUGAGCUAGCCCGAGAAAUCAGCAAACUUGAUCCAGACAAAGAUGUAUCCAUAGUUCUUCGCAAGAGAGCGCAGUUCCUGAGGAAGGGUUCCCUGUCCUUAACAAUAAGGGAAUUAGGUCAUAUGGGGUGUCCUGGGAGAGCCUUGCAAACAUUUUGCUGGGCUCAAAAACAACCUGAACUCUUCCCAGAUGAUCGAAUUCUAGCUUCAACAAUCGAGGUCUUGGCCAGGAGCCAUGAACUUAAAGUUCCUUUCAACCUAGGAAAAUUUACCCGGAUGGCAAGCCGUGCCGUACUGGAGGCGAUGGUUAUGGGUUUUAUUAAAGGAGGAAGCUUCAAGCUCGCCUGGAAGCUUCUAGUAGUUGCCAGAAAAGGUAAAAGAAUGUUCGAUUCUGGCAUUUAUGCAAAACUAGUACUAGAACUUGGAAAGAACCCCGAUAAACACGCACAAGUGAUGCCCUUAUUAGAUGAACUAGGUGAACGAGAAGAAUUGAAUUUGAGCCAGCAAGAUUGUACAGCUAUCAUGAAAGUGUGCGCCAAGAUGGGGAAAUUUGAUGUAGUGGAGAGUCUGUUCGGUUGGUUCGGACACUCAGGCCGUGAUCCGAGCAUAGUGAUGUUUACUACUGUGAUUCACAGUCGUUACAAAGAGAGAAAAUACAGGGAGGCAUUGGCAUUGGUUUGGGAGAUGGAGGCUUCAAAUUGUCUCUUGGACCUUCCAGCUUAUCGUGUGGCAAUAAAGCUGUUUGUUGCUUUGAAUGACAUCUCCAGAGCUGUGAGAUAUUUUUCGAAACUUAAAGAAGCGGGAUUUUCUCCUACUCGGGACAUAUACGAGGACUUGCUUCAUAUUUACUUGGUGGCCGGCAGGAAAGCGAAGUGCAGAGAUAUUUGCAGGGAGGCCGAGAUUGCGGGAUUCAAGUUGGAUGAGCGUGUACUGUCACAGAAUUUGCAAUUUGAUGGCGCAAACAAACUGGAAACUUUACGGAUCUCAUAAGCAUUUCAGUCUGUUGUUCCGUAUCAAUUCUUGAAUCUCUACUAUACUGACAAAUAUAGCGAAUUCUUCAUGUAUCUUCUCUAAAGAGCCCGAUAUCUGGAUUGUGCACAUUCCCCGCACAAUGUCACAGGUGAAAGGGCAAAGCUUUUUCAAUCGGCAAAAAUGGCAGUUAGGUCCAAAACAUCAA